Dufourea novaeangliae is the source of this 2394-nucleotide messenger RNA. Its product is annotated as prolyl endopeptidase. Gene Ontology annotation, molecular function: serine-type endopeptidase activity; oligopeptidase activity. The coding region runs from base 10 to 2322 and encodes 770 amino acids. The record is from RefSeq and is a predicted model, not a curated record. Gene Ontology annotation, biological process: proteolysis. NCBI's taxonomy places the organism in Eukaryota, Metazoa, Arthropoda, Insecta, Hymenoptera, Halictidae. Gene Ontology annotation, cellular component: cytosol. The transcript is spliced from 13 exons.
CUACGAAUAAUGCGUUUAGCCGCUGUGUCGACAAUUAUAAAUACGAUAAAGAAUAUUCGUUUGCGUAAAAUCGAGAGUAGUGUUUGUAAGAAUAUACUGGAAUUCAUCGUUUCUAAUCGACCGCUAUUUAUUCGCGCAUCAUCUUAUUCCACGGUUGAAGUGUCGAGUCGUUUGAUAGAGGACUGCAAAGAGAAUCGAAAAAUGAUGGAAAAAUUGCAAUAUCCUGAGCCGAGUCGUGAUGAAACUGUUGUCGAUAAUUAUCAUGGAGUCGAGGUUUCAGACCCAUACCGGUGGUUAGAAGACCCAGAUUCUGAAAAAACCAAAGCAUUUAUCGAUGCCCAAAAUGCCAUUACUAAACCAUAUUUGCAAUCAUGCAGUGCACGUCAAGAUAUUUAUGAUAGAUUGAAACAGCUGUGGGAUUUCCCAAGAUACUCAUGUACCGCUAGACAUGGGGAUAAAUACUAUUUCAAUAAAAAUACGGGUUUGCAAAACCAAAGUGUUUUAUAUGUGCAGGAUUCACUAGACAGUGAACCAAGAGUAUUUUUAGAUGUAAAUAACUUAUCAGUAGAUGGUAUUGUUGCCAUCAGUAUUAGUAAUUUUAGUGAAGAUGGUAGUAUUUAUGGAUAUGGAUUAUCUGAAAGUGGAUCUGAUUGGUGCACAAUUCAUUUUAUGAAUGCAGAAACUGGUGAAAAAUAUCCAGAAGUUUUGGAGAAAGUCAAGUUUUCUCGGAUAGCAUGGACUCACGAUAAUCAAGGAAUUUUUUAUGGUUGCUAUCCAGAGCAGACAGGUAAAACUGAUGGAUCAGAGACAGAAGGUAAUAAAAACCAUAAGUUGUGCUACCAUGUUAUUGGAACACCACAAUCAGAAGAUGUUAUUGUAGUUGAAUUACCUGAAGAACCUUCAUGGAGGAUAGGGGCAGAAGUUUCCGAUUGUGGGAAGUGGCUGAUUGUCACAGUUGUGAAGGACUGCAGAGAUAAUUUAGUAUAUUUCACAGAAUUGAAAUCAGAAACAAAGUUUAAUGAAAAAUUACAAUUAACUCAAGUUGUUGAUAAAUUCGAAGCUGAUUAUGAAUACAUAACAAAUGAGGGUACCAAGGCUAUAUUCUUAACAAAUAAAGGUGCACCAAACUACAAACUAAUAGCUAUAGAUUUCAUGGAUUAUAAGGAAGAAAAAUGGGUUGACCUCUUACCGGAACAUCCAGAUAAUGUAUUAAGUUGGGUCUGCGCAGUUGAUGGUGAUAAAUUUGUAGCUUGUUAUAUUGAACAUGUCAAGAACAUAUUACAAUUACAUAGUUUAAAAACCGGCGAGAAACUCAAAACAUUUCCACUCGAUGUAGGCAAAAUAAGCAAUUUCACAGGACAGAAAAAGUUCUCUGAAAUAUUCUACCUGUUUACAUCCUUUUUAACUCCUGGUAUUAUAUACAAAGUUGACCUUAAAAAGGAUGAAGAUCCACAGAUAUUACGAGAGAUCAAGGUGAAAAACUUUGAUGCAAGCUUGUACAAGACUAGUCAAAUAUUUUACACUAGUAAAGAUGGUACAAAGAUUCCAAUGUUUAUUGUAAUGAAGCAUGAUGCAGUUUUAGAUAGCUCUAUGCCAACUUUAUUGUAUGGUUACGGAGGGUUUAAUAUAAGCAUUCAACCAGCAUUUAGCGUCACCAAACUAGUUUUUGUACAACAUUUAAAUGGAGCAGUAGCGGUCGCGAAUAUUCGAGGAGGGGGUGAAUAUGGUGAAAGAUGGCAUAAUGCCGGACGGUUCUUUAAUAAACAAAAUGUAUUUGAUGAUUUUCAAGCCGCUGCUGAAUAUCUAAUCGAAAACCGUUAUACUACAUCAUCAAAGUUAAGCAUCAUGGGUGGUAGUAAUGGGGGACUGUUAGUUGCUGCGUGUGCAAAUCAAAGACCCGACCUCUUUGGAACUGUAAUUGCCCAAGUUGGGGUAAUGGAUAUGUUACGAUUUCAUAAGUUUACGAUUGGUGCUGCUUGGGUAUCCGAUUAUGGCAGUUCCGAUGAUCCCAAACACUUUGAGAAUCUUUUGAAAUAUUCACCCUUGAAUAACGUAAGGGUUCCAGAAAAUGGACAAUAUCCAGCCAUGAUAUUGCUGACUGCAGAUCACGAUGAUCGCGUCGUACCAUUGCAUAGUCUCAAACUCAUAGCAACUUUGCAGCACACACUUGGAAAAUUACCACAACAAACAAAUCCAUUACUUAUCAAAAUAGAUACCAAGGCUGGACAUGGUCGUGGAAAACCUACUAUGAAAGUGAUUGAGGAGUGUACAGACAUUAUAGCGUUUAUUGUCAAGUCGUUAAAUUUGGAAUUCAAAUUGUAACACACACGACAGAUAUCAACAUUUUUAAAUUUUAUACUAUGUAUAAGUCUUUUUAACGUAUUUGAAAACAUU